Molecule: messenger RNA, 10132 nt
Organism: Nothobranchius furzeri (turquoise killifish)
Lineage: Eukaryota; Metazoa; Chordata; Actinopteri; Cyprinodontiformes; Nothobranchiidae
Product: myosin-7B
Cellular component (GO): cytoplasm; myosin filament; myosin II complex
Molecular function (GO): actin filament binding; ATP binding; microfilament motor activity
Source: RefSeq, a predicted model, not a curated record
UUAUUAUCUGUGAUUUAUUUCUAUGAAACAUGUUUGUUCUGAUAAAAUGGAGUUGGUGUAAACAGCUUCGGACUACCACCGCGGGGGUGUUUCUGCUCCUGGAAGGACUACUACUAGCUGCCUUAUUAUGGGAUGUUCAUCUUUCCCAGAAGGUGGUGCUCCGAUCACCUCACUGCCCUCUGAUUAAAUCCAUCUUCAUUUCCUCAGAUGUCUCGAUUCCUGGACAUGGAUGAGUUUGGAGAAGCUGCUCGAUUCCUCCGGCUCACCAACCUGGAGCAGCUGGCAGCCAAGGCUCAGGCCUUCGAUGGUACAAAACGCGUCUGGAUGCCAGAUGAAGCUGAAGCCUACAUCGAGGUGGAGAUCAGAGAACUGAACGGAGACAAGACCACCGCGGAGACGAAGGAUGGACGGUUUCUGGUAGUGAAAGAAGACGACCUGCAGCCCAUGAACCCUCCAAAGUUCGACAUGAUCGAGGACAUGGCCAUGCUGACCCACCUGAACGAAGCUUCGGUUCUCUUCAACCUCCGGAGGAGAUACAACAUGUGGAUGAUCUAUACGUACUCGGGUUUGUUCUGCGUGGCGGUGAAUCCCUACAAGCUGCUGCCGGUUUACUCCUCCAAUGUGGUGAACGCCUACAAGGGGAGGCGCCGUGCAGACAUGCCGCCUCACAUCUACGCCAUCGCCGACAACGCCUACACCGAUCUGCUCAAGAAUCGUGAGAACCAGUCGAUGCUCAUCACCGGCGAGUCAGGAGCAGGAAAAACGGUCAACACCAAGAGAGUGAUCCAGUACUUUGCCAUCGUUGCUGCUUUGGGAGAAAAUGUGAAAAAAGUUGGUUCUUUAGAGGAUCAGAUCAUCGAAGCCAAUCCAGCCAUGGAGGCAUUCGGGAAUGCCAAAACCAUUCGGAAUGACAACUCCUCUCGCUUUGGAAAGUUCAUCAGAAUUCAUUUUGGUCCGACUGGGAGGCUAGCAUCAGCUGAUGUUGACAUCUAUCUUCUAGAAAAGUCCAGAGUGGUGUUUCAGCAGCCAGGAGAGAGGAGCUACCACAUCUACUACCAGAUCCUGUCCAGUCACAAGCCGGAGCUCCAAGACAUGCUGCUAGUCACCACCAACCCCUACGACUACCACUUCUGCUCUCAGGGUGUGACCAAGGUGGAAGGCAUCAAUGAUGGGGAGGAGCUAAAUCUCACUGACUGUGCCAUGGACACUCUUGGAUUCACUCCAGAGGAGAAGUAUGGCUGCUAUAAGAUCGUUGGAGCCAUCAUGCACUUUGGCAACAUGAAGUUCAAGAAGAAACAGAGAGAGGAGCAGGCUGAAGCUGACGGCACAGAGAGUGUGGAUAAGGCUGCAUACCUUAUGGGCAUCAGUGCUUCUGAGCUGCUGAAAGGACUUCUGAACCCCCGAGUCAAAGUUGGAAAUGAGUUCAUCGUCAAAGGACAGACAGUAGAGCAGGUGAACUACGCAGUGGCCGCCUUGGCCAAAGCUACUUAUGACCGGAUGUUCAAGUGGCUGGUGGGUCGAAUCAACUUGUCGUUGUACACCGCUCUGCCUCGUCAGUACUUCAUCGGAGUCCUCGACAUCGCCGGGUUUGAGAUCUUUGAGUUGAACAGCUUUGAGCAGCUGUGCAUAAACUUCACAAACGAGAAGCUGCAGCAGUACUUCAACCACCACAUGUUCGUCCUGGAGCAGGAGGAAUACAAGACUGAGGGCAUAGAGUGGACCUUCAUAGACUUUGGUCUGGACCUACAGGCCUGCAUUGACCUCAUAGAGAAGCCAAUGGGUAUUCUGUCCAUCAUGGAGGAGGAGUGUAUGUUCCCCAAAGCCACGGACCACAGCUUCAAAACCAAGCUGUACGACCAUCAUCUGGGGAAGUCACCGAACUUCCAGAGACCACGGCCUGACAAGAAGCGCAAAUAUGAGACGCACUUUGAACUGAUCCACUACGCUGGAGUGGUACCGUACAACCUCACGGGAUGGCUGGACAAGAACAGAGACCCUCUGAAUGAGACGGUGGUGGCGCUCUUCCAGAAAUCCUCCAACAAGCUGAUGGCCGGGCUGUUUGAGAACUACAUCUGCUCCGAUACGGCCAGCGACCCAAAGAGCGAGACCAAGCACCGGAAGAGGAAAGCAGCGUCGUUUCAGACGGUUUCACAGCUGCACAAGGAAAAUCUGAAUAAACUGAUGGCGAACCUACGAAGCACUCAGCCUCACUUUGUCCGCUGCAUAAUCCCCAACGAGGACAAGAAUCCAGGUGUGAUGGAUCCCUUCCUGGUCCUGCAUCAGCUCAGGUGUAACGGAGUCCUGGAGGGGAUCAGGAUCUGCCGGAAGGGGUUUCCCAACCGCCUCCUGUAUGCAGAGUUUAAACAGCGUUAUCGCAUCUUGAAUCCUACUGCCAUCCCAGAGGACUCGUUUAUGGACAGCAGGAAAGCUGCAGAAAAGCUCCUGGGUUCUCUUGACGUGGACCACAGCCAGUACAAGUUCGGACACACGAAGGUUUUCUUUAAGGCGGGUUUGUUGGGUCAGCUGGAGGACAUGAGGGACAGCCGUCUGUCUCACAUCAUUACCAAUGUCCAAGCCAUGUCCAGAGGGAAGCUGAUGAGGAUACAACGGCAGGACCUGAUGAGAAAGAGGGAUGCUUCAACGGUGAUCCAGUUCAACCUCAGGGCCUUCUUCUCGGUUAGAACUUGGCCGUGGAUGAUGAUGUUCUACAAGCUUCGUCCACUUCUGAAGACCGCCCAGGUGGAGAAGGAACUGGCUGCUCUGAGAGAAGACUUUGCCAAGUUGAAGGAGGCUUUUGAGAGGUCCGAGGGGAAGAGGCGGGAGGCUGAGGAGCGGCAGGUGGUUUUGGUUCAGGAGAAAAAUGACCUGGCCCUGCAGCUCCAAGCGGAGCAGGACAACCUGAUGGACGCAGAGGACCGUUGCAAUCAACUAAUUCAGUCUAAAAUAUCACUGGAGUCCAAGUUUAAGGAGAUGCAGGAGCGUCUGGAGGAUGAAGAGGAGAUGAGUGCCACACUGAUGUCCAAGAAGCGCCAGUUAGAAGAUGAAGUGUUAUCACUAAAGAGAGACGUGGACGACCUGGAGAUGACGCUGGCUAAAGUGGAGAAGGAGCGACACGGGGUUGAGAACAAGGUGAAGAACCUCUCACAUGAGAUGUGCAUCUUAGAUGAGUCCAUCGCAUCUCUGAGCAGAGAGAAAGCUGCCCUGGUGGAGGCUCACCAGCAGGCACUGAUCGACCUUCAGGCACAGGAGGACAAGGUCAACAUGCUGGCAAAGGUCAAAAUCCGGCUAGAGCAGCAAGUGGACAAUGCGGAAGCAUCCUUAGAACAGGAAAGGACGGCACGAAUUGACCUCGAACGGACUAAACGUAAGCAUGAGGCGGACCUGAAGCAGUCUAUGGACUCGGUGAAGGACCUGGAGAAGCAGAGGGAGGAGCUGGAGGACAGACUGAAGAAGAAAGACUUUGAACUGGAUCAGUUUCAAGCCAAAAUGGAUGACGAGCGGAGUCUGGUUGUUCAGCUUCAGAAGAGGAUGAAAGAGCUUCAGACUCGUAUCGAGGAGCUGGAGGAGGCACUGGAGGCAGAGCGGGCGUGGCGUCUCAAAGCUGAACGUCAGAGGAACGACAUGGCCAAAGAGCUGGAGGAGCUGGGAGAGAAGUUGGAAGAAGCAGGAGGAGCUUCAGCUGCUCAGAUUGCCCUCAACAGGAAACGAGAGGCGGACUUCCUAAAGCUGCGGCGGGAGUUGGAGGAGGCGGGGCUUCACCAUGAGGCUAUCGCCGCCACUCUGCGAAAGAAGCACUCGGACACGGUGGCAGAGCUCAGCGAGCAGAUAGACGGUCUACAGCGAGCCAAACAGAAACUGGAGAAAGAAAAGACGGAGGUCCAGCUAGAAGCCGAUGACCUGGCAGCAACCGUAGAGCAGCUGACCCGAGCAAAGGGGACAGUGGAGAAGAUGUGCAGGGUUUAUGAGGACCAGCUGAAUGAGAGCAGGAGCAAAGCUGACGAGCUUCAGAGGCAGCUCACCGACGUUUCAACACAGAAAACACGAGCGCUAACAGAAACCGGCGAGUACCACUGUCGUCUUGAAGAGCGGGAUACUAUGAUUGGCCAGCUGCAGCGCUGCAAGGCUAGCUUAAGUCAGGACAACGAAAAUUUGAAGAAGCAACUGGAAGAAGGCAGCAAGGCUCGGGUGGCGUUGGCCCACGCGGUACAGGCAUCCCGUCACGACUGCAGUUUACUCCGAGAGCAGCUAGAGGAGGAGCAGGAGGCCAAAGCCGAACUGCAGAGGGCGCUGUCUAAGGCUAACAGCGAGGCGGUUCAGUGGAGAGCCAAGUAUGAGACUGACGCUGUGCUGAAAAUAGAGGAGCUGGAAGAUGCAAAAAAGAAGCUAGUCGUGAAACUGCAAACAGCUGAGGAAGCUGCAGAAGCUUCUCAGGCUAAAUGUUCCUCACUGGAGAAAACCAAACAGCGCCUGCAAACAGAGAUCGAUGAUGUGAUGACUGAAUCUCAGCGUGCCAACGCUGCUGCGUUAGCUCUAGACAAGAAGCUACGAGGCGUUGACAAGCUGCUGAGCGACUGGAAGCUGAAGUUUGAGGGGAGUCAGACCGAGCUGGAGGCCUCUCAGAGAGAAUCUCGCAGUCUGAGCACGGAGCUCUUCAAACUCAAGAACAGCUACGAAGAAGCUCUGGAUCAUCUGGAAACAGUCAAGCGAGAGAACAGAAACCUGCAAGAGGAGAUCCUGGAUCUGACAGAUGAGAUCAGUCAGGGAGGGAAGACCAUCCAUGACCUCGAGAGGAUGAAGAAGAUCCUUCACGUGGAGAAGUGUGACAUCAGAGCUGCUCUGGAAGAAGCCGAGGGAACGUUGGAGCAGGAAGAAAGCAAGACCUUGAAGUUUCAGAGGGAGUUGGAGCAGAUUCGGGCUGAAAUUGAACGAAAGAUUGCAGAGAAAGAGGAGGAGAUCGAAAACCUCAGGCGGAGCCACCAGCACGCUCUGGAGAACAUGCAGGCCAGCUUAGAGGCAGAGAUUCGCAGUCGUAGCGAGGCAGUUCGUCUGAGGAAGAAGAUGGAGUCAGACCUGAACGAGAUGGAGGUUCAGCUGGGACACGCUAACCGGCAGGCAGCUGAAAGCCAACGGAUCAUCAGACACCUGCAGACACAGGUCAAAGAGCAGCAGGUGGAUCUAGAAGAGAAAGUCCAGCUGACCAAUCAGCUCCAAGAACAGAUCAUCCUGUUGGAGCGACGGUGUUCGCUGUUGACAGAGGAGGAGAGGGAGUUACGAGGGAUCCUGGAGCAGACCGACCACUCCCGAAAGAUGGCUGAGAAUGAGCUGGUGGAGGUGGCGGAGAGAGCCCACCUGCUCACCACACAGAACACAGGUCUGGUGAACCAGAAGAGAAAGCUGGAGACGGACCUGUCCCUGCUGACGGGGGAGGUGGACGAGGCGGUGCAGGAGAGUCGUAGCGCUGAAGAGAAAGCCAGGAAGGCUGUCACUGAUGCAGCUCUGAUGGCAGAGGAGCUAAAGAAAGAGCAGGACAGCAGCACUCUGAUGGAGAGGAUGAAGAAGAACAUGGAGUCCACGGUGAAAGAGCUGCAGAUGAAACUGGAUGAAGCGGAGCAGAUGGCACUGAAGGGAGGAAGGAAGCAGCUUUAUAAACUAGAGACAAGAGUGAAGGAGCUGCAGACGGAGCUGAUAGUGGAGAAGAAGAGGAGCGAGGAGUAUCAGAAAGGACUCCGCCGCAACGAGAGGAGGGUCAAAGAGCUGACUUACCAGUCCGAGGAGGACAGGAAGACUUUACUAAGGAUGCAGGAGCUGAUCGAUAAACUUCAAACCAAAGUCAAGAGCUACAAGAGACAAGCUGAGAACGCUGAGGAGCAGGUGAACAACAGCAACGUACGUUUUCGCAAAGUCCAACACGAGCUGGAUGAUGCGGAGGAGCGAGCAGACAUCGCAGAGACGACUGUCAACAAGCUACGGAUCCGAACCCGCGAACAAACCGCCAAGGUGGCCAUGAUCACAGAGUGAAGGAUGCCUCCUGGUCAGCCUCUACCAGCACACUCGUGUGCCGUUUGCUGUGUUUUUGUUCUUUUUUCUUGAGGUGCUGUUGGGUUUUUAAAUCUUAAGUUUACUCAAAUGAAUCUUGGUGUUAUUUUGAUUGUAGCUUGUGCUGUGAUCUGAAAACUUCAGUUUUUUCAUGUUUUGUCUCCUUUACUUCCUGUUUCAUCUUGUAGUUUGUUUCUGACCCCUGACCUUCACACCUAGUUUGUUUCUGACCUCUGACCUUCACGCCUAGUUUGUUUCUGACCUCUGACCCUCACGCCUAGUUUGUUUCUGACCUCUGACCCUCACGCCUAGUUUCUGACCUCUGACCUUCACGUCUAGUUUGUUUCUGACCUUUACAUCUAGUUUGUUUCUGACCUCUGACCUUUACAUGUAGUUAGUUUCUGACAUCUGACCCUCACACCUAGUUUGUUUCUGACCUCUGACCCUCACGCCUAGUUUGUUUCUGACCUCUGACCCUCACGCCUAGUUUCUGACCUCUGACCUUCACGUCUAGUUUGUUUCUGACCUUUACAUCUAGGUUGUUUCUGACCUCUGACCUUUACAUGUAGUUAGUUUCUGACAUCUGACCCUCACACCUAGUUUGUUUCUGACCUCUGAUCCUAACGCCUAGUUUGUUUCUGACCUCUGACCCUCACGCCUAGUUUGUUUCUGACCUCUGACCCUCACGCCUAGUUUCUGACCUCUGACCUUCACGUCUAGUUUGUUUCUGACCUCUGACCUUUACAUGUAGUUAGUUUCUGACAUCUGACCCUCACACCUAGUUUGUUUCUGACCCUCACACCUGCACGAUAUUAGGAAAACCUGCGAUAUUCGAUAACAGUGCUUAAUAUUGCGAUAUCGAUAUUACUCGCGAUAAACGAACAAAUACUAAAGUAUGCAGUGUUGAUGUCGUCUGGCGUGUGACGUCUGCUCUGGGUUCAAAGCAAACAAAAACUAAUGCAUGAAUCCCAUUACAACAUAACAUUUUUAUUGCAAAAGUAUGCAGCUGCACCCGCUACUGUAUUAGCAGCUGCACCUGCUACUGUAUUAGCAGCUGCACCUGCUACUGUAUUAGCAGCUGCACCUGCUACUGUAUUAGCAGCUGCACCCGCUACUGUAUUAGCAGCUGCACCCGCUACUGUAUUAGCAGCUGCACCCGCUACUGUAUUAGCAGCUGCACCUGCUACUGCAUUAGCAGCUGCACCUGCUACUGCAUUAGCAGCUGCACCUGCUACUGCAUUAGCAGCAAAACAACAAACUGCAUGCAUGCAGUUUUUCAGUGACUUUAAAACAUCACCUCCACCAUAAAACUUUUUCUGAUGCUCCAAAUACAGAAAAACUAAGCCAUUAACAUCACCACCCGGUGGAACACUAGCAACAUGGAGGUGUGUUGGUUCACCGGCACGUGUCGGAGUCAGCCCAGUUACCAUCAGCUGCUUAACGACACCGAGCGGACUCACGUUCACGUUUGAAAGCAGCGCUGAUUCCAGAAACAUCAGCACAAAGUGCGUUCGUUAAUCUGAGCCAGCAUGACGAACAAGGGAGCAGCGCCGCUAACUCAGUUUGGGUGUUGCUUUCCAUCCUAUGGGUCUACGUAGGGGGCGGGCGUAUUACGUGAACGUACCCAUCUGAUUGGCCGCAUAUCAGAAAGGCUACAUUUGAUUGGUCAAAUAAUACUUCCGCGUAAAAAACAGAGCUGGUUUAAAAAAGGUGAUGUAUGACAUGAACGGAAAUGUUUGAACCAAACUUUUAUCGCCGUUUUUGACGUGCUUUGCGAUGGGCCUAUCGCACGUCCUGUUAUCGCGAUGACGAUAAUUUUUCGAUAUAUUGUGCAGCCCUACCUCUGACCCUCACAUCUAGUUUGUUUCUGACCUCUGACCCUCAUGCCUAGUUUGUUUCUGACCUCUGACCCUCACGCCUAGUUUGUUUCUGACCUCUGACCUUUAUGUCUAGUUUGUUUCUGACCUCUGACCCUCACAUCUAGUUUGUUUCUGACCUCUGACCCUCAUGCCUAGUUUGUUUCUGACCUCUGACCCUCACGCCUAGUUUGUUUCUGACCUCUGACCUUUAUGUCUAGUUUGUUUCUGACCUCUGACCCUCACAUCUAGUUUGUUUCUGACCUCUGAUCCUCACGCCUAGUUUGUUUUUGACCUCUGACCCUCACGCCUAGUUUGUUUCUGACCUCUGACCUUCACACCAAGUUUGUUUCUGACCUCUGAUCCUCACGCCUAGUUUGUUUUUGACCUCUGACCCUCACGCCUAGUUUGUUUCUGACCUCUGACCUUUACGUCUAGUUUGUUUCUGACCUCUGACCCUUAUGUCUAGUUUGUUUCUGACCUCUGACCUUCACACCUAGUUUGUUUCUGACCUCUGACCUUCACACCUCUGGAUUCGGCUCAAGCUUCUUUGUUCACUCAGAUUGUUGUGGUCUUCUUCUGCCCUGUUUUGCACUUAGGUUUUGGUUUGUGUGUUAUUUCUUCUGCAGCUGGUUUGCCCCUCGGUCGAAAAGAUUUUACUUUUAGAUUUUAGGGACAUUCCUGGGAGGGGACAGGGAACAUACACUGACUCAGUCCUGGCUCGGACUCUGUGCUUCCAUACAAAUUAGCCCUUUAAGAAAUUUGCUAAGCUUUCGGGACAUUGUGACCAUUCCUACUGAAUGACGUCACUGAUCAACACCAAAAGACAUCCGCAGCAGCAGAGAUGGACAAUGGAAGCAGCAGGGCAUGCAGCCAUUAUAGCGCUCCAAGAAAAGGGAGAAAAAACAUGCGCAGUUGCAGUCGGCUUCCAGGAAAAACACCUCAGACAUGAAAGCACAUUUUCAGACAGUCAUAAUGUAAUUAAACAUUAGGUGGGUGGAAGGGGUGGGAAUCCCCAUUGAUCAGAGAAAGACCAGCAGCUACUCAUCAGCGUGACCUUCAACAUCUGCUGCCAGGAACUGGGACGAGAGUUUCAGGGAUGCGCGAGCACGAUGAAAACUGGAAGUGCGUGCGAGCCCGACGUGUUAGAGCGGACAUGCAUGUGUGUGUCAGUGUAAGUGAGUCCAUGAACUUUCUCUCAGUUCAGCUGCAGGUCCGUCGUCUCACAUGUAACAACGUGACCUUCCACAAGCUGGAUCUAGGAGUCCAAGGUCCCGUGUGAGGAAACGGGGAGAGAGGGGUAGAGCAUCUGUCUACAUGAACAUCCCGAUGUUUAAAAUGAACGGCCUUCCAAGGCCGACAGGUGGGGGCCAAAUUCAGAUAACUGUUGUUUUGGUUUGGCUAGAGCCAGUUGUGUCUGCCUCAGUCUCUCAGAGAUCUCUAGUCAUUUCCAAACAGCUGAACAUAGGGUCGGUUUCCACAGAGCUGUAAGCUUCCCCAAGUUCUGAUCCAUUUCGCAGACUGGUUCUGAAACAAAAGCCAGUUUGCUGGUCAGAGCAUUCAGCUUCUGGUCAUUCAACGCGAGAGUCUGAGUGCUCACAGCCCGACACAUCAUUCAUUGCUAAUUGCUCCCAACAGCUACUGAACCUUGUGAUAUGCCAGAAACCUGCUCGCUCCAGAACCAGAAUCCCCGUUAUCAUGAGUCAAAUGUUAUCUUCUCCAUCUUAAAACAGAGAGCAGCGACAGACACAUAACCUUCCAUUCCAGGAAUCCAUCAUGUGUCCUACCGGGUGGGUUCCAUCAAGGCAGGAGUCACCCCCUUCUUCCUUCUUAACGUGGAAAAAUGUUAUCGAUGGCAUUCAGAGACCAGCUUACCAGAUCCAUAAUUAGAGAAAUUCAGAGGAAAAUGCGGAGAGGCACUCCAAGUAAGACAGCACAAAGAACAGCCAGGCAGACUGAUAGGGAUAGCUGUUAGGGUGAGUUUAAAACCUGAAAUGGAAGAACAGUGGAUGUGGCUAUUUCCUGUGCUCGAUCGUUCAGCCAUUUUAUUUAUUAUGUAUUAAAAGCUAAGGAAUGAUACUUUUGAUCUUGACAUUCAUCCUGGGACUUUUUCAUUUCGGGAUAACGUUGUGGUUCUUUGUGUUGCAUGAAACUGUGCUUUCUGGUGUGGGUGGAGGAUAUAAUCUAUUAUUGGAAUCAUUGUGGUGCAGAAAUAAACAAUUCUGAUUUAAAAAAUGUCC